Molecule: messenger RNA, 2361 nt
Organism: Xiphophorus hellerii (green swordtail)
Lineage: Eukaryota; Metazoa; Chordata; Actinopteri; Cyprinodontiformes; Poeciliidae
Gene: ppp2r2ca
Product: protein phosphatase 2, regulatory subunit B, gamma a
Exons: 10
Coding region: 474-1835 (453 amino acids)
Cellular component (GO): protein phosphatase type 2A complex
Molecular function (GO): protein phosphatase regulator activity; protein binding
Source: RefSeq, a predicted model, not a curated record
AAGAGGAGGCUGCCAUGACAUCGGUGGAUGCUGCACAGGAUCACAUCCACACCAUCGGCAGCAAGCGCUCCUCCAUCCACCUUGCCAUCCCUCCGUCUUUUCUCUCUCUUCUCCUCCUCUGCUUCUCCUCCUCAUACCACCAUCCUUGCUCCAUCUAUUCCUUUUCCCCUUCCCUCAACAGGGGCACACUGCAGCAGAGGGCCGUGUACACACACUCUCCAGCAGGAACGGCAGCAGCGGGCAGACUGGCUCUCCAUUCACUUUGUCCUCUUAAAACCCCAUUUUCUCCAUCCUCUUUUCUCCUCCUCACCCUUCUUCUCCAUCUUGCUGUCCGGUUUCCCAGGAUGCCUCGGUUCAGGAUGCUUCAGUAGGCCCCAGCAGCAUGGGCGGAGCCUGGGCGGGAAGAGAGAUUACAGAUUGGACCCUUCCCCUCAGGACGGGCGAACUGGCGGGCCACCCUCCCUCUUCUUCAGAUGGGCGAGGACGCUGAGAGCCCCAAAAUCAACCACACCUUCCUGAGAGACUACGUCACAGAAGCCGAUGUCAUCUCUACAGUGGAAUUCAACCAAACAGGGGACCUGCUGGCAACAGGGGAUAAAGGUGGCCGAGUGGUCAUCUUUCAAAGAGAAACCGAGUCCAAGGGCGUGUCAGAGGAGGCAGGUGAGGUGGGGGACUCGGGAGAGUACAACGUCUACAGCACGUUUCAGAGUCACGAACCUGACUUUGAUUACCUGAAGAGUCUGGAGAUAGAGGAGAAGAUCAACAAGAUCCGAUGGUUGCCGCAGCAGAAUGCCGCACAUUUCCUGCUUUCCACCAAUGAUAAAACCGUCAAACUGUGGAAGGUCAGUGAGAGAGACAAGAGACCAGAAGGAUACAAUCUGAAAGAUGAGGAGGGACGAAUCAAGGAUGUUUCCACCAUUACCUCUCUGAGGGUGCCGGUGCUGAAACCAACAGAUCUGAUGGUAGAAGUUCGCCCCAGGCGGGUGUUUGCAAAUGGACACACAUACCACAUCAACUCCAUCUCCGUCAAUAGCGAUGGGGAGACCUACUUGUCUGCUGAUGACCUCCGCAUCAAUAUGUGGCAUCUGGACAUCACUGAUCGUAGUUUCAACAUUGUAGACAUCAAACCUGCCAACAUGGAGGACCUGACAGAGGUGAUAACAGCAGCAGAGUUCCACCCUCACCACUGCCAUCUGUUUGUGUACAGCAGCAGCAAGGGGACCCUGCGCCUCUGCGAUAUGAGGGCCUCGGCUCUCUGUGACAGACAUACCAAACUUUUUGAGGAGCCUGAAGAUCCCGGAAGCCGUUCAUUCUUCUCAGAGAUUAUUUCCUCUGUGUCGGAUGUUAAGUUCAGCCACAGUGGGCGCUACCUGCUAACAAGAGAUUACUUGACUGCUAAGGUGUGGGACUUGAAUAUGGACAAAGGCCCAGUUGAAACCUACCAAGUCCACGAAUACCUGAGGAGUAAACUGUGUUCCCUCUAUGAGAAUGAUUGCAUCUUUGAUAAAUUUGAAUGUGUCUGGAACAGCUCAGACAGUGUGAUCAUGACGGGGGCAUACAACAGCUUUUUCCGGAUGUUCGAUCGGGAGACGGGCCGGGGCGUAACCCUUGAGGCAUGGAGGGAGAACAGCAAGCCUCGGGCUGUGCUGCGGACACGCCGGGUGUAUACGGGCGGGAAGCGACGCCGUGGGGACGUAGGCGUCGACAGCCUGGACUUCACCAAGAAAAUCCUGCACAUGGCCUGGCACCCUGAGGAGAAUAUAAUUGCUAUUGCAGCCACCAACAACCUAUACAUCUUUCAGGAUCGUGUCAAUCCCGACGCGCAGAUGCAGUAACAGGAAUGCAAACGCAAACUUGAAACAAUUUCAGUGUUUAAGGAGUGCAUGUGAGAGAUGCAGCCUCUGAAAAUUGGGAUUUAUUCUUAAUGAGUAAAUAAAAGACUGAUUAUUGAUCUAAAAGAAGUUAAUAACUGAGGAAUGGUGUCUAAUAGUUUUUUCAGCCCUGAGAUGUGCUCAUGUCUCUAGUGGCAAUUGGGACUUCAUUUUUUUGCUGCACUCUACUCCCACUUUUCCAAGAUGUUUGUGUAAUUUCCUUCUGCAGAAGCAGUGAAGAAGGUGCAGGGACACCUCUCCAUCUGCAAUGACUCAGUGCUGUUAAUCACACAGUGUUGCACCGCUCACUAAUCUACUCUUUUCACGGAAAGAACGGAAAGCGCUUCGGUAAAGAAAUGUGUGAUGCUCCUGACAUAACUGGAUGACUUUACGAGACAUUGCAUUUAAAGUUGUUUUUUUUAAAAUGUGGAAUGUUAGGAAUGGUGUAAGUGAAUGUUUCUUUGCAAUAUCUUUAUUUUCUCUGCUGAAU